Molecule: messenger RNA, 311 nt
Organism: Blastomyces gilchristii SLH14081
Lineage: Eukaryota; Fungi; Ascomycota; Eurotiomycetes; Onygenales; Ajellomycetaceae
Exons: 1
Source: RefSeq, a predicted model, not a curated record
UUGCUUCAGUGUCAGAGAUUAUUCUAAUUGAAGAUGAUAACACUGCUGAGACUACUCUCUCUCACUCUCAAGCUUCUCUCAGUGCUUUCUCUCUCUCUUCUACAGAGAAGAUUGUGUGUAUAUCAGAUUAUAAGUAUUCAGCUCUGAGUGACUUCUGCUGUUAUUUAUCUGAUUCUGUGUCUUCUUCUUCUUUCAUUUCUUUCACUUCUAUCUUCUCUGUCUUGACUUCUGAUUCUGCAGAUUCUGCACUUUUCUUCAAUUUUUCUACACACAUGCAUACACAUUUCUAUAUUGACAUUUCAGUCAAUCUU